UUAUUUUGGUUGCCGUAUUACAGCACUUUACGACACUUUGCGACCUUGAAUACGAUAGUGUUUGACAAGUGGGCGCGCUUGUAAACAGUCGUAGUUAUUAUCCUAAAGGUUAUCGGUGUUUUUAUUUUGUGGUUUAUUGUAAAGUAACUCUGUCGGAAGUUUUAUCCAGAAUGCAGCAACGAAGUUCGUUAAUAUUUUUUUGCUUUUUACAAUAGUUUCAAGCAGCCGAACCGUUGGUUUAGACUGGUUCCCUCAGCUAACAUGCUAACAGCAGCAGCAGGGCAGACCAAAAGUCCAGAUGAUUUAUACGGGAGUAUUUCGGCAUGGUCAUAGUGCAAUUUUUUAGAAGGUCCUUGCUUCGAACUGGAAAACUAUUUGUCGGAGUCCAGCGAAUGCUUCUUUGUUCAGUGGAGAACACCGGGUGUCUGAACCUACAACAGCAGACUGACAUGAUCCGUAACCGCGCACAGAUCAGACGUGUUCUCUGCGUAGCGGAGAAAAAUGAUGCUGCCAAAAACAUCGCCGAAAUAAUGUCCAGUGGUAGAGCAAGGAGGAGGGAAGGAAAGUCCAAAUUUAACAAAAUCUACGAGUAUGAAUACCAUCUCUUUGGUCAGGAGGUCUCAGUAUCUAUGACAUCUGUGUCAGGUCACUUACUGUGUCAGGAUUUUAAAUUAGUCUAUCGGAAAUGGAAUAGUUGUAAUCCUGAGAUCCUAUUUGAUGCUGAAGUGGAGAAGUACUGUCCAGACAACAUGAAACAAAUCAAGCUGACACUGGAGAAGGAGGUGCGUCAGUGUCAGGCUUUAAUUAUCUGGACUGAUUGUGACAGAGAAGGAGAAAACAUUGGCUUUGAAAUCAUCAAUGUCUGCAAAGCAGUGAAGCCCAAUCUGCACGUUUUCCGUGCCAAGUUUUCUGAAAUAACCCAAACUUCUAUACGAAGAGCCUGUGAAAAUCUAACAGAGCCGGACAUAAACGUCAGUGAUGCUGUCGAUGUGCGGCAGGAGCUGGACUUACGCAUAGGUGCGUCGUUCACUCGAUUUCAGACACUGCGUCUGUGCAAGAUCUUUCCAGAGGCUCUGGCCAAUCAGCUGAUCUCAUACGGCAGCUGUCAGUUUCCUACUCUGGGGUUUGUGGUUGAGCGUUUCAAAGCCAUCCAGGCUUUCAUUCCUGAGACUUUCUACAAGAUUAAAGUGCUGCAUGACUUUCAAGAGGAAAAAGUAGAGUUCAACUGGAAAAGAAACCGUCUCUUCAACCACACAGCAUGCCUCGUGCUGUACCAGAUCUGUAUGGAGGAUCCCAUGGCAACAGUCACCUCAGUAACCAGCAAACCUAAGAGCAAGUGGAGACCGCUGCCUUUGGACACUGUGGAACUGGAGAAACUGGCUUCUCGGAAGCUGAGAAUAACUGCAAAGGAGACAAUGAAAGUUGCAGAAAAACUCUACACACAGGGCCUCAUCAGCUACCCUCGCACAGAGACAAACAUUUUUCCUGCAAACCUGCCUUUGAGCCCUCUGGUGGAGCAGCAGACUCAGAGUCCAGUCUGGGGAACAUUUGCCCAACGGGUACUAGAACAGCCCGGGGGUCCGAACCCACGCCAGGGCAAAAAAUCUGAUCAAGCCCAUCCUCCCAUUCACCCCAUUAAGUACAGCAGCAACCUGCAGGGCAACGAAGGACGCCUAUACGAAUUCAUUGUCCGUCACUUCCUCGCCUGCGUAUCCCAGGAUGCCUUGGGGCAGGAGACGAUGGUUGACAUAGACAUAGCCCAGGAAAAGUUCUCCACCGCAGGACUCAUGAUCAUAGCAAGGAACUAUCUGGAUGUUUACCCCUAUGACAGAUGGAGUGCCAAGGUCAUUCCUGUGUAUGAACAAGGAUUUCAGUUCCAGCCGACGUCCAUAGAAAUGUUAGACGGUCAAACCAGUCCUCCAGAGCUGCUCACUGAAGCUGACCUCAUAGCACUGAUGGAGAAACACGGCAUUGGCACAGAUGCGACUCAUGCCGAGCACAUUGAGACCAUAAAGAGUCGCAUGUAUGUGGGUUUGACACGGGACCAGAGGUUUCUCCCAGGGGAGCUGGGCAUGGGGCUGGUGGAGGGUUACAACUCCAUGGGCUAUGAAAUGUCCAAACCUGACCUUCGUGCUGAACUGGAGGGCGAUCUGAAGCUGGUGUCAGAAGGCAGGAAGGACAAACAGAGCGUGCUCCUGCACCACAUCCGAAAGUACAAAACCGUCUUCAUCGAGUCUGUCAGGAAAGCAAAGAAGUUGGAUGAAGCUCUGUCCUCGUACCUGGGUGAAGCACAGGAAGUCACUGAACAACAGUAUGAGGUGAUGGAGAUCCCACUGCCGGUCAGGAAGUGUCCCCAAUGUGGAGAAGACAUGGUGCUGAAGACGAGGAGGGACGGAAACGGUAAGUACCUGUCCUGUGUGGGUUUCCCAGCCUGUAAAACUGCAGUUUGGUUCCCAUCCACGGUCCAGGAGGUGAGCAGAGAUGAAAGCGUCUGUCCCACCUGUCGGCCGCACCCUGUUCACAUGUUGAAAUUCAAGUUCUGCAGAGGCAGCCUGCCUCCCAUGAUGCCUCUAGAAUUCGUUGGCUGCAUAGGUGGAUGUGACGAGACUCUCGUAGAGGUGCUGGACCUCAGAUACCUCAGAGCAAGUGCAAGCAGCAGAGGACGGAGACAUGAGGGAGGUCGAGCAGGAGGGGGUGUAAGAGAGCCUCCUCGACAGGCUUUGUGGCCGGUCGUACCAGAGCCACCCAGACCCCCUCACCCCAACCCCAGACCAUCCCUUCCUCAUGUCUCCUCCUGGAACCCUGAGCGUGACUCGGCUCCAGAAGUAAGAAGCAGGAGCAGCGUGGACUCCAACAACGAUGCCAUUGUGUGUAACUGUGGUCAGGACGCUCUCCUGCUCACUGUGCGCAAAGACGGUCCCAACCAAGGACGUCAGUUCUACAAGUGUAAUGCUGGCAGCUGCAACUUCUUUCUGUGGGCGGAUGAACCAAAUCAGUCGGGGCACCCUCAAAAUCAGGGGCCUUUGAGGCCCUCUGUAGGCUUCAGGAACACUGAAGGACGGCGAGAGCAGCGAGGCGGAGACCAAGGACACGCGGGGCAGAUCAUGUGUAACUGCAGUGAGACGGUGGUGACACUCACUGUCCAGAAGGAGGGUCCAAACAAGGGCAGGAUGUUCCACACGUGUGGGAAACCCAGAGACCAGCAGUGUGGCUUCUUCCAGUGGGCUGAUGAGAACAUGCCGCCACCACCACCACCACCAGGUCGUUAUGGUGACAAUGUCCGCCGCAGCGGGAACAGUGGGAGCAGAGAGAGGAAGACGACACGAGGGGCGCCUAACGGACCUCCUGCCGCUAAGAAAGUUCGUACCUGUGGCAUCUGUCGCAUGCCCGGUCACACACGAGCUACCUGUCCACAACGGUGACCACUGCAACUACGUCGAGACCCAAACUGUGAAGCUGCUCUGGAGGGGGUGGGGUCUUAAACACAUUUUAAUGGAACAAAUAAAGGAGAAUGUACAGUUUAAGGUGACAAAGAUUAUUUUAAAUAAAUGUUCAAAUGUUUUUAA
Messenger RNA from Cynoglossus semilaevis (tongue sole), 3566 nucleotides. RefSeq names its product DNA topoisomerase III alpha (gene top3a). NCBI's taxonomy places the organism in Eukaryota, Metazoa, Chordata, Actinopteri, Pleuronectiformes, Cynoglossidae. Gene Ontology annotation, cellular component: nucleus; chromosome; RecQ family helicase-topoisomerase III complex. The record is from RefSeq and is a predicted model, not a curated record. The coding region runs from base 324 to 3422 and encodes 1032 amino acids. The transcript has 20 exons. Gene Ontology annotation, biological process: DNA repair; DNA topological change; DNA recombination. Gene Ontology annotation, molecular function: DNA topoisomerase type I (single strand cut, ATP-independent) activity; DNA binding; zinc ion binding.